Messenger RNA from Prosopis cineraria, 1418 nucleotides. Its product is annotated as zinc finger CCCH domain-containing protein 23-like. Gene Ontology annotation, molecular function: metal ion binding. The coding region runs from base 93 to 1172 and encodes 359 amino acids. The record is from RefSeq and is a predicted model, not a curated record. Lineage: Eukaryota; Viridiplantae; Streptophyta; Magnoliopsida; Fabales; Fabaceae. The transcript has a single exon.
UUCUUCCCCCCGCUGCAGUUUAUAUUCCUGACACCUACCUUCUGCAAUCUUUCAUCCAAAGAGUCCCAGCUCGGAAUAUUGCCCCUCAAAAAAUGGUGAUCGGAGAACUAGCUUGUUUGGCCCCGAACUUUCAGACUUCUCAUUCGAAGUCGCUCGAUGGUUCAACCAUAGCAUUGCCCAUCGAUGGUUUGGCUACCAACAUAAAUGGCAAUACCGCUGGCUGCGAUUAUCCACCUUCCAUCGAUUCCUCGCCCGCCCUCCACCCUUUCCUUUCCAAUGAAAGUGGUCUCACUCCCAUUGAUCUGGAUUCGCUCUGCGAAGAUUUUGACGCUUCUUUUGACGCUUUUUCCAGCGAUCAGUUCCGCAUCUUCGAGUUUAAGAUCCGCAAAUGCGCGCGUUCCCGGUCACAUGACUGGACGGAGUGUCCGUACGCCCACCCCAGCGAGAAGGCUCGCCGGAGAGAUCCUCGGAAAUAUCACUACUCCGGCACCGCAUGUCCCGAGUUUCGCAAAGGUAACUGCAAGAAAGGUGACUCGUGCGAGUUUUCUCAUGGGGUGUUUGAAUGCUGGCUCCACCCCUCUCGCUACAGGACCCAGUUCUGCAAGGACGGAACAAAUUGUCGCCGCCGGGUGUGCUUCUUCGCUCAUACUCCUGAACAGUUGCGGUUCCUCGCUAACGGGUCGGGCGAAUCAUUGGAGGGAUCGCCGAUUUGUCACGCUUCCUUCGUUUCAUCGCCGACAUCUGUACUCCAACCGUCGCCGAUCUCUUCAUUAGCCGAGUCCCCACCCACAUCGCCCCGAAAUCCCCGACACGGCGGGAUUGAAGUAAGCGGCUCCAUGCGUAAUGUUCAAAGUGAUAAGCCGCCUCCAACUCGUGUUCUCUUCAUGCGCGAUGGGUUCGGUUCACCUCACGGGAUCCAUACGGGUUUGGUGCUUGGUUCGCCCCGUGGUUCGAAUCUCCGACCUGGGUGUUUUAGCCCCGCAUCGACUACGACUCGGACAAUAACGAGAUCUGGGCUUAGCACCGUGGACAAGUGGGAUCAAAGCUGCCAAGAAGAACCCGCCAUGGAAAGGGUCGAAUCUGGAAGAGAACUUAGAGCCAAAAUGUACGCUAGGCUCUGUAAGGAGAACUCAUUCGGGAGGAGCAACGCGCAGUUUUCUGGAGUGUUCUGACCUGGAAAGAUUUGUAUUCAUUAUCAUAAAAUUUCCUGUGUAUAGCUGAGAUGGAAGUCGAGCAGAGACUCUUUUUUAUUUUUUGGUUUCGUGAUUUUUUGGAACAUUUUCUCUGUGCAAUUGAUUUCUUAUUGCUGCCAAAUAUGUGAAAUCAAUUUACCGUGUAACUUUUGUAUGUCCAUAUGUUCAUGUCAAUUGUCGGUGACGAAAUGUAUUUUCUUGCAGAUGAAUAAUUUUUUUGAAUUA